GUAAAUAUAUAUACAAAGCCUCAGCUAAGAUUUCAACAUCCAAAACCAAAAUCUCUCUCUUCUCUUUUACAAAUAUUAAAUAGAAAAAAAAAACAUUAAUCAAUGGAGUCACCAAGCCUUCCGACGGCAAAAGACUGGACCACCACCAGUCUCCACCGUGUACUAUGUAUGCAAGGCGGCGAAGGUGACGUAAGCUACGUCAACAAUUCCGAUUCCCAAGCUUUGGCUAUAACCUUAUGCAAACCAAUCCUUAUCUCAUCUCUCCAAUCCAUCAAACUAUUAUUGGACGACCACCCAUCUCCGAUCAUCAGAAUAGCCGAUCUUGGCUGCGCCACCGGCUCCAACACUUUCUCUAAUGUCGAUAUAGUGGUCGAGACUUUAAGCCGGGGAUACACGGCGGUGUACGGUGGUGGAUUGCCGGAGUUUGAGGCUUUCUUCUGUGAUUUGCCUUCUAAUGACUUCAACAUGUUGUUCAGAUUGUUGACUGAGAAACAGAAAGUUGAAUCGUCCAAGUAUUUCGCCUGCGGCAUCGCUGGCUCGUUCUAUGAUCGGCUUUUUCCGAGAGGAACGAUCCACGUCGCUGUGAGCUUAAGUGCCUUACACUGGCUCUCUCAGAUACCUGAGAAAGUAUUGGAGAAGAGAUCAAAAACGUGGAACAAAGGGAAAACGUGGAUCGAAGGAGCGGAGAAAGAAGUGGUUGAUGCAUUCGCAGAGCAGUCAGACAAAGAUUUGGAUGAUUUUUUAAAGUGUCGGAAAGAAGAAAUGAUUAAAGGAGGAGUGUUGUUUGUGUUAAUGGGUGGUCGUCCUUCAGGCUCAAGUAGUCAAUUUGGAGACCAAGGUUCUCGAGCAAAACAUCCUUUCACAACUACUAUGGAACAAGCUUGGCAAGAUUUAAUAGAUGAGGGUUUGAUAGAGGAAGACACAAGAGACGGAUUCAACAUUCCGGCGUACAUGAGAAGCCCGGAGGAAGUGGCGGCCGGAUUCGACCGUAUCGGUGGUUUCAAGAUAGAGACAAUGGAAUACCAGAAAAUAGUUGAACACUCGGAUGAGAAAAAAGAAGAGUGGAAGAAAGAUCCGGUUUCUUACGGACGAGCCAGGACCAAUAUGGUUCAGUCUGCUGUUCGUCCUAUGGUCGAUGCCUAUCUUGGACCAGACUUAUGCGAUGAGCUCUUCAAAAGAUAUGAAAACCGGGUCGCCACAACCCAAGAGUUUCUCCAUAUAACUUGCUUCUUUGGAGUCGUCGUGGUUUCUGCUACCCGAAUUUGAUUUUGAUUAAUUAAUUUAUUUUUAUAUGUAUGACUCUCGAAACUAAGUAUGUUUAUUCGUAUUUAUACAUGAGAGGUUUGUGGGUAGUUUUAAUAUUAGAUGAAUGUAUCAUGUCAUGCGUGUACUUGCUUGAGUACGUGUACAUGAAACAUGUAGGGCUGAUAUAAGCCCGAAACAUAUUUAUGUUCCCCAUAAGUACUUUUAUUUUCAUACCGCAAAAGCCUAACUAAGCCAGAUUUUAACCA
This is a messenger RNA of Thlaspi arvense, 1511 nucleotides long. The record is from the annotation of a GenBank genome assembly. NCBI's taxonomy places the organism in Eukaryota, Viridiplantae, Streptophyta, Magnoliopsida, Brassicales, Brassicaceae.